This is a messenger RNA of Penicillium manginii, 813 nucleotides long. RefSeq lists its product as uncharacterized. Lineage: Eukaryota; Fungi; Ascomycota; Eurotiomycetes; Eurotiales; Aspergillaceae. The record is from RefSeq and is a predicted model, not a curated record. The transcript is spliced from 3 exons. Gene Ontology annotation, molecular function: oxidoreductase activity. Gene Ontology annotation, cellular component: cytosol. Bases 1 to 813 code for a protein of 270 amino acids.
AUGACCACUGCAGUCUCAAAACGUCUCCAUGGAAAAACUAUACUGAUAACUGGAGCAUCAUCUGGGAUUGGCCGCUCUACUGCAUUCGAAUUUGCUCGCAGUUGUCCUCAAGACUUAAAGUUGAUAUUGACUGCACGACGAAUUGACUAUCUCCGCGAGAUAGCGGCUGAAAUCGUCAAGGAAAUCGGCAAUGGUGUCAAAGUGUUACCUGUGCAGCUUGAUAUUAGCAAUCCAGAUGACGUGCGCACUUUAGUAGCAAGGUUACCCGCUGAGUUCAAACAGGUCGAUGUCUUGGUGAAUAAUGCGGGUCUCGUGAAAGGUGUCGCAAAGUCACCGGAAAUCUUGGAGGAAGACAUCAAUGUUAUGUUUGCGACAAAUGUGAAUGGUCUCAUCAAUAUGACCCAGGCUAUUUUACCUAAUAUGUUGAAGCUGAACAAUGGCGCUGGGUCCGGUGAUAUUAUCAAUAUUGGCUCUAUUGCAGGUCGUGAACCUUAUGUUGGCGGCGGAAUCUACUGCGCGACGAAAGCUGCUGUUCGUUCGUUUACCGAAAGCAUGCGCAAAGAGCUUAUUUCAACUCGGAUUCGAAUCAUAUGCAUAGAUCCUGGUCAAGUCGAAACCGAUUUUUCCGUGGUACGGUUCUACGGCGACAAAGACAAAGCGAAAGCUGUUUAUGCGCAACCCUUGACACCUGAUGAUAUUGCGGAGGCUAUUGUGUUCGCCAGUGGAAGAAGAGAAAAUGUUGUGAUAGCUGAUACUCUAAUUUUCCCAAACCACCAAGCAAGUGCAACUAUUAUGCACCGUAAUUCUACUUAG